Molecule: messenger RNA, 3704 nt
Organism: Onychomys torridus (southern grasshopper mouse)
Lineage: Eukaryota; Metazoa; Chordata; Mammalia; Rodentia; Cricetidae
Gene: Orc3
Product: origin recognition complex subunit 3
Exons: 21
Coding region: 51-2213 (720 amino acids)
Biological process (GO): DNA replication; DNA replication initiation
Cellular component (GO): nuclear pre-replicative complex; nuclear origin of replication recognition complex; DNA replication preinitiation complex
Molecular function (GO): DNA replication origin binding
Source: RefSeq, a predicted model, not a curated record
GCAAGGGCGCCCGGAGGUGCUCAGUGCGCAAGUACCCGGAGCCGUGCGGUAUGGCUACUUCCUCGGUGUCCAAGGGCUGUUUUGUGUUUAAACCAGACUUCAAGAAAAGAAAGAUCUCUGUGCCAAUCGCUCAAUCUGUAAACUUGGCUUUAUUCAAGGAUUAUUUUAAUAAUGAGAAACUUGUGUCUGAGGACAGUAAACUUCGAUUUGAAACGUAUCACUUGCUAUGGCAACGGAUAAAAUCUGAAACAGAGCAAUUACAGGAGGAAUUAAAUAAAAACCUGUUUGAUAAUCUAAUUGACUUUCUGCAAAAGUCCCAUUCUGAUUUCCAGAAAAAUUCAAGAAACUGGGGCUGUCAAUUGAAACUCAGAGAAAUCCCCACUGCUGCUCUUAUUCUUGGUGUGAAUGUCACAGAUCAUGAUUUAAUAUUCGGAAGUCUAACAGAGACCCUUCAGAAUAAUGUCACACCAUAUAUAGUCUCAUUACAAGCUAAGGAUUGUCCAGAUGUGAAACACUUUUUGCAAAAGUUGACCUCACAGUUGAUGGACUGCUGUGUAGAUGAAAAUUCCAAAGAGGUGAAAAGUAUUAAGACCCCCAAAAAGACAAAUUAUUCAAUGGAUUCGCUUUCCAGUUGGUACAUGACUGUCACACAGAACACAGACCCCAAAAUGACAAGCAAAAAGAGGAUUACUUGUCGACAAUGGCAGUCCCCUCCUGUUGUGCUUAUCUUAAAGAAUAUGGAGAGCUUCAAUACGAAAGUACUUCAAGACUUCAUAAUUAUCAGCAGUCAGCAUCUGCAUGAGUUUCCACUGAUUCUCAUUUUUGGAAUUGCCACAUCUCCUGUCAUUAUCCAUCGACUGCUUCCUCAUGCCGUGUCAUCUCUGCUGUGUAUAGAGCUCUUCCAGUCUUUGUCUUGCAAGGAGCACCUGGCAGUGAUCCUUGAUAAGCUGCUGCUUACAGCUCAGUUUCCUUUUAAAAUAAGUAAAAAGGCAUUACAAGUUCUGACCAACAUCUUUUUAUAUCAUGAUUUCUCAAUUCAAAACUUCAUCAAAGGACUAAAGCUUUCUCUAUUAGAACAUUUUUAUUUGCAACCCCUAAGUGUUCUGUGCUGCGAUCUCCCAGAAGCCAAGAAAAGAAUUAAAUUUUUCUCAGUUAAUCAGUGUGAAAAUGUCCGGCGCCUUCCAUCCUUUCGGAGGUACGUGGAAAAACAAGCUUCAGAAAAGCAAGUUGCACUGUUGACCAAUGAGACAGUUUUAAAGGAAGAAACUCAAUUAUUACUAGAAGACCUGCAUAUUUACCAUAUGAAUUACUUCCUUGUUUUGAGAUGUCUUCAUAAUUUUACCUCUUCUCUUCCCAAGUUCCCACUGGGUCGACAGAUCAGGGAGCUGUAUUGCACAUGUUUAGAAAAGAAUGUAUGGGAUUCAGAGGAGUAUGUAUCAGCCUUGCAGCUGCUGAGAAUGCUGGCCAAGGAUGAACUGAUGAGCAUACUUCAGAACUGUUUGGAGGUGUUGAAUUCCUCCACUGAAAAGCAGCUUGGCAGCACAACACAGAAAGUAAAGGAUUUCCUGACCCAGUUUCAGAACCUUGAUGAUAAUAAAGAGGAAGAGGAUGCUUGUGGAUCACAGCCAAAGGGGCUGCAGAAAACAGACCUCUAUCACCUUCAGAAGUCCUUAUUGGAAAUGAAGGAGUUAAGGAGAUCAACUAAGAAGCAAACAAAGUUUGAAAUGCUCAGAGAAAAUGUUGUGAACUUCAUCGACAACCUGGUGAGAGGUUACCUUCUGCCUCCGGAGAGCCAGCCUUUGCAUGAGGUAGUGUACUUCACUGCUGCCCACACACUCCGUGAGCACUUAAAUGCUGCUCCACGAAUCGCCCUCCACACUGCACUCAACAAUCCUUAUUAUUAUUUAAAGAAUGAAGCACUAAAAAGUGAGGAAGGCUGCAUUCCAAAUAUUGCCCCUGACAUCUGUAUCGCAUAUAAACUGCACCUGGAGUGUAGCCGGCUAAUUAACCUUGUCGAUUGGGCAGAGGCUUUUGCAACAGUUGUGACAGCUGCUGAAAAAAUGGAUGCAAAUUCUACAACUUCAGAAGAAAUGAGUGAAAUUAUCCAUGCCCGAUUUAUUAGAGCUGUUUCUGAACUAGAGCUUUUAGGCUUUAUAAAACCUACAAAACAGAAGACUGACCAUGUAGCAAGGCUGACAUGGGGAGGCUGCUAAAAAGCAAAGACUCACUGUGAAGACAGGGGUUCCACACCUAACAGAUGAAAAAGAAAGCUGGCAUAUAUUUACAUGCUACUAGAAGAGACUCCUGCUGAGUCCAGUUUAACUAAAAAGUACAGUGCUAACCUGAAAUUGUGUAUCAAAACAUCUUUGGAGUACUUCAAACCUAAUCAACAAUUGUAUAAACUGACUAAAAGCCUUUACACAAUGUAACUAUACUUUCUACAGUUAUUACUAAAUUCUGAACAAAGCAUUACUGAGUUUAUAAAUGAUACAAUGUCUCAUCUAGAGAAAGUUACUUGUACUUGGUCAGCAGUACUCAUUCCUUGAUACUUAACACUCCUCAUACUGCCACAUAUGGUGUAAAAUGAAUGUCCUAUAUAGGUGGUUUCCUUGCUAGAAAAGCUCUAAAAUCACCUUUGACUCCCCACUUCUUGUGCUCUUGGCAGCUUACCAAGCCACAAGCUGUUUGGCUUUGUACUUAAUGGCAGUAAAUAUUUUCAUGGUUAUCUACAGCCAGUGAAGGCCUUUACAGAUUUGAGUUGAGCCCCAGUUUACAAAACAGAAAUGUAAAGGCCCGGGUAAAAUAAUACCUGCAUCUCUUUCAAACUAAGAACUUAAGAAUCGGACACCUAAAGCUUUUUUUUUUUAAGCUGAGGAUCAAACCCAGGGCCUCUACCACUGAGCUAAAUCCCCAACCCCCUAAAGCUUAUUUAAUAUUCAUCCCCCAAGAGAAUUCACAGACGUAUGCCAAAACUGCCUUGCAAAUGAUCGGAGAGCCCCUGUCCAGGAACCUCUUUGAAGAGCCUGCACUUUUAACUUGUAUUGCAGAACCACUUUAACAGCAAUUUGCUUUAAAAAAAAAAAAUGUGUGUAGGGGUGGGUAUGUGCAUGAGUGCAGUGCACAAGGAGGCCAGGGAUGUUGGAUCCAUCACCUUAGAACUGGAGUUAUAAUUAGUUGUUGAGCCCCAGAUGUGGGUGCUGUGAGAGCAAAAUUCAUCUUAACUCUCGGAACACAGACGUAUGUAUCCCAGAUAAAACUGAGAAACUGUGUCUCCCCAGGCCUGCUUGCCUACCUCAAGAUUAUGAUCCCCCGACCCAAGUGCAGAAAUUAUAAAGUUAUGCCCAGAUCAGAAUACUUCCUUAAACAAUACAACAUUUUAUGCAUAUAAAAUACAGAGGAACUAGUCUUAACACUGGCAGAUUUCGUCUUGUCUGCCAAGGCACAUGUUUUUCUCUUCCUAGGCAUUUGUACACAGGUCAUGUGCAUUUGAUUUUUUUCCCUCCAUUACCUAAGAUUAAAAGCAGCACAACUGAAACUGUUCUCAUAGUAUCAAAAAAAUUUGUAAUUAUUACUUGGUAUCCUAUGAGAUUCAGCCCUUAGUUGAGGAAAACUGAAACCUCAACUAGAAUUACUUACAAUUAGUGUAUUCUAAUUAUUGUUCUUUUGUUUUAAUGAAAUACUAAUCUGAAAAUACUUUAAGUUUA